Molecule: messenger RNA, 719 nt
Organism: Cynoglossus semilaevis (tongue sole)
Lineage: Eukaryota; Metazoa; Chordata; Actinopteri; Pleuronectiformes; Cynoglossidae
Product: ras-related protein Rab-27B-like
Exons: 3
Coding region: 456-701 (81 amino acids)
Molecular function (GO): GTP binding; GTPase activity
Source: RefSeq, a predicted model, not a curated record
AGGGGGGGGGGGGUCUAAUUAAAGAAUAUCAAUUUUGCGGGUGAUUCCUGCACACUGAAUGUUUUACCAUGGUCCACAGUGGGUUAGAGGGUAGCUGCCGCUCACCGGAAAUGAAAUUUCACAAGAAAUUCUAGUUUACGAGCAGUCCACAAAGGCAGCAUCAGAAACCGUCAGAUUCACUUCACACGUCGACAUCCAUCACACACACUGUGGAGAGGCAGUGAAGUCACAGAGGCAGUGAAACCCAGGCUCCAGGUUUCGAGUCCACGUUCCAGGCGUGCCGCUCCUCCGUUGCGCUCUGCUGCAGGCUUUCCUCUCUCCAAUAGCGGCGUGGGAGAGAUGCGACAUCUCGGCGGUGAAGAAGCAGGAGACGAUCAUCAGCAAACACCUGAGAGCAGCGACUGAGUUUGUUUCUCUGCCGUCAGAGUAGAAGGGUUCUUAUUGCUCUCAUCAUUAUGACUGAUGGGGAUUAUGACUACCUUAUAAAGCUCCUGGCUCUGGGGGACUCCGGCGUGGGAAAGACCACCUUCCUGUACCGAUACACAGACAACAAGUUCAAUCCUAAGUUCAUCACCACAGUCGGCAUCGACUUCAGGGAAAAAAGAGUGGUUUACACAGCAGCCAGCCCUAAUGGCAUGACCACAGGGAAAACUUUCAAGGUUCACCUUCAGCUCUGGGACACAGCUGGACAAGAGAGGUGAGACCAGAGUCCAUGAAGU